CCCGCCAUUUGCUGUUUAUCUAUCUGCUUCCUCUCUCUAGGGCUUUUUUGGUUCAAAUUAUUCUCUCCUCGGAACAGUUACUAGAUAUUCCUCAAAUCCCAACGGUCAGAGUUUGAAUUGUCCAGCACUUCGAAGUAAAUGUCUGCUGAUAGUAAUCAAUAAGCAGUUUAUCACCAAGCACAUAAUUGAUUCCAUGUCGAGCUCGAGUAGAAAUGGCGGCAUCCCCCGCGGCAUAUCCCUCUCCAGCAUAGUUCAUUCGGAAGUCGCGCCAUGUUUGCCGUUACCGUCGCUGCCGGUGUGCUGCGGAGCUGUAGAGCAGGAGCUACGGUUAUCCAGUGAGCAGAGCGAGCCGAGAUCAUUAAAUCGGAGAGAGGUCCUGAACCAGGCUAGCAGGAUUGCUGAUAUACUUCGGAACACUGACUUAUCUUAUCUGAAUCUUCGUGCUGAUGUGGCUCCUCAACCGUGUGGCUCUGUAGGGCAUAUUGAUCUGCAUGAUGUAGUUCUUAGAUGCAAUUCUGAAGCAUUUGAUUGCAGAGCUCCAGGUUCUAAGGAGCCUCCACAAAACAAUAAAUCAACUGAUGCUAAACAAUUUGGGAGUAGACAUUUCUUUGAACAACCGCAGAGAGAUAUUCCAGAAAUUCACUAUAAUCAGCAUGAUUAUCUUCGUAAUGAGGCACCUACAUCUUCUAGAAAAGUAAGGGGAAAGAAGAAAGCAAAUGAUGAGACUCUAAUGCCAAGCGGUUCUAAUGCUUCUGCUAAUCAAGAUGCUGUAGUAACAAGCUUCCAUAAGAUUUUGGAAGACCUUUGUGGGAAGGCAAAAGUAAAUGAUGAUGAGAGGGAGGAAGCAGAGUGGAUACCGUUGUCUGUUGCUGAUCUUAGAGGGCUUGUAAAUGAGAUUGUGAUAGUCCGAACUAAAAAAGUGCUACAUUUGGUUCAAGUAGAUAUUCUUGUGACAAUGUUGAAGGUGUUAGAUCAACAAAUUCAUAGAGCAGAAGGUUUAUCCAUUAAUGAAUGUGAACACACAGAUUCUGAGUCCCUUUCAUCUAUUUAUGGUGCAUUGGAGUCCGUUCAUGCAUCUUUGGCAAUUAUGGCUUACAAUGGAAUGCCUAAGCAGCUCUAUAAAGAAGAGAUCAUUGAGAGAAUCUUGGAAUUUUCGAGGCAUCAAGUCAUAGAUGUGAUGCUGGCUUCUGAUCCUGUGUACCGUGCACUGCAUAGACCAAUGGAGAAUGGGAAUCUUGAAGAUGAAGAUGAUGAUGAGGUUAAUGAAGAAUUUGGUUCAGCAAGUAAGAAGAAGAGGUCUGCAAGAACUGUGAAAUUAAGAAAGUCAGCAUCAAACAAGGUGUCUUCUGCUCUGAAUAGUAUACUUCAAAAACUUUGUGUCAUUCUUGGAUUUCUCAAGGAUUUAUGUUCAGUAGAGCGCUUGUCAGAUAGUUGCAUUCUUCAACUCGUGAAAACAUGCUUCACUACACUCACAGUUGAAAAUAUACAUCUUUUGCAAUUGAAAGCAAUCAGUUUGAUAAGUGGGAUAUUUUACAUGUACACAAAACAUCGUGUAUACAUGAUGGAUGAAGUACUCCAAGUUCUUCUGAAGCUUCCAUCCUCUAAGCGCAUACCUAGAACUUAUCACCUCCCUGAUGAAGAAAAUAGGCAGAUUCAGAUAAUUACUGCUUUGUUGCUACAGCUAGUUCACACUGGCUCGAACCUUCCAGAUGUUUUAAUGCAAUCAUUGUCCAAUAUUUCCUUAGAAGUCUCACUUGAUGCUAGUUGCCCUAGAGACUGCUAUGAAUUGGCUAAAGACGUGUGCUCUCUUUUCUGGAGUAGAGCUCUUGAGCGGCUGGCUAAUUCAAACAGUCAUGAAGCAUCUGACUUGAAGAUGGUGAUUGAGAAUAUAGUCAUGGAUCUUCUAAUCACUUUUAAUCUACCAGAGUACCCCGCCUCUGCUCUUCUUCUGGAGGUUCUUGUUGUUUUACUUCUUCACAAUAUUGGGCUGAAAUCCAAAGAUGUCUCCAUUCGUUCUAUAGGCAUUGAUCUUGUUGGUACCAUUGCAGCAAGGAUGAAGCAAGAUGCAGUGUUUGUUCAGAAGGAAACGUUUUGGAUAGUGAAGGGAUUGAUUUCUGGGGACAUUAAUGAUCACAGCUUUCCCCAGGGUGCAUGUUCUGUUUGUCUAGACACCAGGAAUGAAAAAUAUCUGGCUGUAUGCCAUGGUUGUGAGAGAGUAUUCCAUGCUGAUUGUAUAGGAGGUGGAAGGCAUGAACUUCCACACCGCAACUUUCAUUGUCAGAUGUGUGCCUCCAACAACCAAUUGCUUGCGUUGAAAUUACACUGUGAGUCCCAGGGCAUGGAUAGUAGCAAAAGUAAGCAUGAGCGUGAAAAGCCUUCCCAAGCUAACAAUUCAAUUACAAUUUUGGAGAUCAUUCAGCAGCUUCUCCUGACUUAUCUUGAAGAUGUUGAGUCUGGAGAUGAUUCACAUCUUUUUACCCGUUGGUUUUAUCUUUGUCGGUGGUACAAAGAUGACCCUGGUGCUCAAGAGAAGUUUUACUUCUAUCUCUCUAGGUUGAAAUCAAAAGCAAUCUUGCGUGAUUCUGGAUAUUCUUUGUCAUCUCUAACGAGGGAAUCAGUUAAGAAGAUAACUUUAGCACUGGCACAAAAGUGUUCCUUCUCUAGGGGAUUUAAGAAGAUUCUUCAUAUUCUCCUGGUCAGCUUACGAGAGAACUCACCUGUGAUCCGUGCCAAGGCAUUGCGAGCAGUCAGCAUAAUCGUAGAGGCUGAUCCAGAGGUUCUGUGUGAUGAGCAUGUCCAGAAAGCUGUCGAACAGAGGUUUUGUGACUCUGCUAUAUCCGUAAGAGAGGCAGCAUUGGAAUUGGUUGGCAGAUACAUUGCUUCACACCCCGAUGUUGGCUUAAAGUACUUUGUGAAGGUUGCAGAGAAAGUAAAGGAUAAUGGAGUAAGUGUGCGGAAACGAGCUAUUAAAAUCAUACGAGACAUGUGCUGCUCAAAUUCUAACUUCACAGAAUUUUCUAAUGCAUGCAUUGAGAUAAUUUCACGUGUUAAUGAUGAUGAGUCUAGUGUCCAGGAUCUUGUUUGCAAGACAUUUUAUGACUUCUGGUUUGAUGAAUCUUCUGGUUCACACAGUCAGUAUUUUGGAGAUGGGAGUUCUGUUCCAAUUGAGGUGUCUAAGAAAACAGAGCAGAUCGUUGACAUGAUGAGAAGGAUGCCAGAUCAUCAACCUCUUGUAACUGUGAUUAAACGUAAUCUAGCCCUUGAUUUCUUUCCUCAGUCAGCUAAAGCAGCCGGUAUCAACCCUGCAUCACUUGCUUCAGUUCGCAGACGUUGUGAGCUAAUGUGCAAGUGCUUGUUAGAGAAAAUACUACAGGUGGCAGAAAUGAAUUAUGGAGGAGAGGCACGGAUGCUUCCAUAUAUGUUGCUGCUACAUGUCUUUUGUGAGGUGGACCCCACUCUCUGUGCACCAUCUUCAGAUCCUUCUAGAUUUGUGAUCACAUUGCAACCCUAUUUAAAGAGUCAGGCUGAAAACCGAGUAGCUGCCCGUCUUCUGGAGAGUAUGGUAUUUGUAAUUGAUUGUGUUUUGCCUCUUCUCCGGAAGCUUCCUCAAAAUGUCACUAAUGAACUUGAACAAGAUCUGAAACAAAUGAUUGUCAGGCAUUCUUUUUUGACUGUUGUCCAUGCUUGCAUCAAGUGUCUCUGCUCUGUAAGUAAAGUAGCAGGAAAAGGUGCAAGUGUUGUUGAAUACCUUCUCCAGAUAUUCUACAGGAGAUUGGAUAGCCUUGGUUUUUGUCUUGAUAAUAAGCAGCAAGUUGGCAGAUCUCUCUUCUGUCUGGGUUUGCUAAUACGCUAUGGUAGCUCUUUAUUGAGUGCAUCCCAACAGGCCAGCGACAAGAAAUUAACAAGAACCCUUGAUGUGUUUAAAAAAUAUUUUCAGUCAGACGAUUAUGGGAUCAAGGUUAGAUCUUUACAGGCACUUGGAUAUGUUCUAAUUGCCCGGCCUGACUUUAUGCUGAGAGAAGAAGUGUGUAAAAUUUUGGAGGAAACACUUUGUUCUAGCACUGAUACACAUGUCAAGAUACAAUCAUUGCAAAACAUGUACGAAUAUCUUCUGGAUGCGGAAAGCCAGAUGGGAGAAGAUAAAACUGGUGAAAGUGAAGUUAAUAAAUCAACAGACAGUAGCCAUUGUGUACCUGUAGCUGCUGGUGCAGGUGAUACCAACAUCUGUGGAGGCAUAGUUCAGUUUUUUUGGGACAAAAUCUUAGGAAGGUCUUUAGAUGUAAACAAAGAAGUACGCCAGUCUGCUCUUAAGAUUAUGGAGAUUGUGCUGCGUCAAGGCCUAGUCCAUCCCAUUACUUGUGUCCCAUACCUCAUAGCACUAGAGACAGAUCCAGAAGAGCAGAAUUCAAACCUGGCACAUCAUUUAUUGAUGAACAUGAACGAAAAAUAUCCAUCCUUUUUUGAGAACCGCCUCGGAGAUGGGCUGCGAAUGUCUUUCCAGUUCAUGCAAGCCAUGGGUGGAGGUGCAUCAGACCGUCAAUUUGCCAGAUCCCGUCUUAAAGAACCUGUAAAUGUAUUACCAAAUUCAGAUACUGGCUCUUUUACCUUUGCAAGGAUCGGUGUUUCACGAAUUUACAAACUCAUCCGUGGGAACCGAGUUUCGAGAAACAAGUUCAUGGCUUCAGUUGUACGCAAAUUCGAUACGCCAAGCUGGGAUGGUGUGGUUAUCCCUUUUCUGAUAUACUGCACUGAAAUCCUUGCUUUGCUACCGUUCAUGUUGCCUGAUGAGCCACUCUAUUUGAUCUAUACCAUAAACCGUGUUAUCCAAGUGAGAGCUGGAAAUGUUGAGGCAAAUCUGAAGGGCUUUCUUCAUUUUCUUCAAGGAGGAGAAGUUAACUUGAAUGGAAUUGAGAGCAUUCAGAGAGUGGCAACUCAGUCUCAGUCCGUCAUGUAUCAUUCUGGAGGAGGUUUUGAAGGUAGAGUUAUGCAGGAGGAAUUAAAAGCUGGUCAAGGAUGUAACGAUCAUGUGCCAUUGGAUUUAAAUGAGACCUCCUUGAGAAGUUUACAUGGCUUAUCAAGUGUUGAUUUGCAGCAAAUUCAGGUGGACUUUCUACAAGCUGGCGCACUACAACUGCUGCUUAGGCUAAAGAGGCACCUAAAGAUUAUUUAUGGCCUGAAUGAUGCUCGUUGCCAGGAAUAUUCUCCCAAUGAACCUCCAAAACCAGGGGAAACUCUAUCAAGGCAGAGUAUUCAAUUCAAUGUGAGUGACAUAAUUAUUGAUCCCCCAAAUACAUAUGAAGAGUUCACCAGGCGUUACCAAGACUUCAAGAAUGCAAUGAAGGAAGACACUCUUGACUAUGCAAUCUACACAGCAAAUAUAAAAAGGAAACGACCUUCUCGUUCGACUCCAAGAAAACGACCUGGAAGAUCCAGACAAAUAGGCGACGGGGAUGACUCUGAUAACGAAGAUGACGAUGACUGGAUGGGCAGCGGGGCCCGUAGGAAGAAUAGCAUCACCAGAAAAACGGAUAUCAUGACUAGGCAGAGGUUGCAGUUGUAAAUGCUUGCAGGUAAAAACUGACAGUAUUGUAUAUAGCAGUUAGGAAGCACAGAAAGCAACAAAGUAGACAAAAAACGGAGGUGAGAUAACGAAAAUAAGAGAGAUACAUCUCCUCUUUGCAAGGAUUUGCUGCUUUUGCUCACGGGUUUCUUUUGUCUGUGCCCUGCACAAGGUAAACUUACAAGUCCCAUUACUAUGUGCUCUGAUUCCCUGCGACCUUAGAAGUCAUGGUGUCUGGAGGUACAUAUUCAAACUAGCCGUGUUUUGGAGAUGCACCUUGGUGCAAGUUCCCUUCGGCUGGGUUUUUUUUGUUUUUUGGGGGCAUCAACUAUUAGUGAAUCUAUAUAUUGUACAUUGUCCUGUUAGGAAAUUUAAUCAUAGAAAUGAAAUCACGCAUGUUCUUUUCUUUGUAUAGGCAUGCUUAUGUUUUUUUUAAAAGAAUAAGCAUGUGUUUUUUUAAAAAAUUAUUAGCCAUAGUCGUGUUGUACAAGCUGCAAUUUGAAGUGCUCCUUCCAAUGAUUCUAACAUAUGAUUGAUGAUUGAUAUCAAUUAUGUACCUCUAGUAGUUCUCUAAUAAAGGCUGUUUCAGUGAUGAAACUGGAAGUAUUACACCCUUCGGAUACAUGGUAUUUAUGAUUGUAUUUAUG
Molecule: messenger RNA, 6207 nt
Organism: Cuscuta epithymum
Lineage: Eukaryota; Viridiplantae; Streptophyta; Magnoliopsida; Solanales; Convolvulaceae
Source: the annotation of a GenBank genome assembly